AUGUCUAAAAUAGAGCAAGUUGAAGAUUUAUUGAAGACGCAUAUAGGAGAAAAUAAGUCCAUCGUCGAUGUAAAGAUAGAAAAUUUGGUAGCUCCGGGAGAAAAUAAUGGGGGAGAACUUUUCAAACUAGAAAUUAUUACGCGUCAUUCAGAAAAAGGAACAGAAGAAACGUAUCAUGCAGUAGCAAAGAAAAUACCUUCAAAUGAAGUCGCCCAAAGGAUCUUCAAUAUUCAACAGACAUUCAAAGGUGAAAUAAACUUCUACGACAAAGUUGUACCGGCUCUUCAGAACUUUCAGCGUGAAAAUGGAGUCAAGAAUGUUCUGGAUUGUUUUGCAAAAUUUUACGGAGCUAGAAUAAAUUUGGAUGAGAACAGUGAAGUUGUCGAUGAAAAUGCGGUUAUUAUGUUAGAAAAUUUACAAAUUUCAG
Messenger RNA from Leptinotarsa decemlineata (Colorado potato beetle), 427 nucleotides. RefSeq lists its product as uncharacterized. NCBI's taxonomy places the organism in Eukaryota, Metazoa, Arthropoda, Insecta, Coleoptera, Chrysomelidae. The record is from RefSeq and is a predicted model, not a curated record.